This is a messenger RNA of Salvia miltiorrhiza (redroot sage), 875 nucleotides long. Its product is annotated as 30S ribosomal protein S13, chloroplastic. Gene Ontology annotation, biological process: translation. Gene Ontology annotation, cellular component: small ribosomal subunit; mitochondrion; ribosome. Bases 256 to 756 code for a protein of 166 amino acids. The record is from RefSeq and is a predicted model, not a curated record. Gene Ontology annotation, molecular function: RNA binding; structural constituent of ribosome. NCBI's taxonomy places the organism in Eukaryota, Viridiplantae, Streptophyta, Magnoliopsida, Lamiales, Lamiaceae. The transcript is spliced from 3 exons.
ACUAACGAAUAUGAUAAAUGGGUAAUUAUUAGUAAAUCAGUACUUUUGAAAAUUGGGUAUUUUGCAAAUCACUAAAAAUAAUUAAAGCCAAAGCCCAGAUGAAUAGGGUGGAGUCGGUUUAAUCCACUCCCAUGCCCGACCCGAAUAAGUCCGACUCGGUCCCAAUAGGGUCGGAUUCGAAACCCGCCCGAGUUUCAGCAACGGAUAAGAAAAAUAGCAGCACAGUCUCUUCCUCAUCCCCAAUUUUCACCGAAAAUGGCGCAAGCGUUAGCUACACCAGUAGUGCCUUCUCUCUCUCUCAUCUCCAAUCCUAUCUCUAACUCCUCCAAACUCUCUCUCUCGUUUCCGCUAUCCACUGCUUUCCCCAAGGUCGGUGGAUUGAGCAUCAAAUGCGCUCGUGUUGGCGGAGUCGAGAUUCCGAACAACAAGAGAGUGGAGUACUCCUUGCAGUACAUUCAUGGAAUCGGGCGCACUAGCGCCAGGCAGAUUCUCAACGACCUCAAUUACGACAACAAAUUGACCAAGGAUUUCUCUGAAGAGGAGCUCACCACUCUGCGUGAGGAGGUCUCCAAGUAUAUGAUUGAAGGAGAUCUUAGGAGGUUCAAUGCACUUGCGAUUAGAAGGCUAAAGGAGAUACAAUGCUACCGCGGCGUGAGACACAUUCAGGGAUUGCCAUGUAGAGGGCAGAGGACUAAGAACAACUGCAGAACCUUGAAGGGCAAAAGGGUGGCCAUUCCUGGGAAAAAGAAGAAGUAAUCUCUCUAAUUUGUUGUGAUUUUGUAGAAUGUGAGACCUUCUCAAGGCUCAAUCCUGUUUUGUAGUCAAAGGUAACUACUUCAAACCUCCAAUUCAAUUCUAAUCAUUUUUCUCUGUUU